AGUAAUUACUGCAGUGAAACGUCUACUGUAAUACAUAUGAGUAUUUUAUGGGGAGAUGGCUAUCGUACGACAUAACUUAGAUGUCAUUGGGAGCCAAUGUUUUGGUGCCUUCAUUAUUUCGAUGAUCUCACCCCGGAUGUAAGAUUAUUCAUUGACCGAAAGCUCUCCCACAGUUUUUACCCUAGAAUGGAUGUUYACAGCCGUUCAUAUCGACUAUAAAAUAUACUUCGAAUUUUYCGACACUCCUYGAGGGGAUUGCUACUAGCGUCUUAYMUAAAAAUGGCCAGAUAUUCUACCAUUUUUGAGAUUUCUAAUGCAAGAUGGAAUGUCUUCAUUGAAAAGGCUGGGCAGUACGACUCRCACUAUCUGAUGAAGACUUCAUUUUUGGAUGAAAGCAUGAAUAAAAGCGAGGGGAAAAACUCGUGUUCUACGUUUUGCUCAAAAUGUUGGCAUCGAAUUCGCUCGAACUUUCUGCUGUUUUUAAUCACCGUUGGAGUUGGUUUCGGACUUGUUAUUGGUAUAUUUCUCAAUGGUCAUGUAGGACGAAUCAAGGACCAAGAAGAGAAAGCUACCUUCCUUAUGCUUCUCGGAUUUCCAGGCGAAAUUCUCAUGAAUAUGCUGAAAAUGUUGGUGUUACCAUUGAUCAUUGCUAGCUUGAUCUGUGCUCUGGCAGCUUUAGAUUCAAAGGCGUCGAACAGGAUCGCACGCCGAGCUAUUGCCUACUAUUUUACAACUACUAUUCUCGCUGCAGUAUUAGGGAUUGUUCUUGUCGUUUCCAUCAGACCAGGGGAAUCUCAAGGAGAUUUUAAAGGUCGACUUAAAACAACUCCAAUGGAGUAUCGUUCUCUGGACGCGUUCUUGGACCUCAUAAGGUCGUGUUUUCCAAGCAAUAUCAUAGCAGCSAUGUUUUCAAAGAAAAGAACAAAAUAYAUGGAGGGUGAGCCCAUUAUUACAACCACAAACACAACUAAAGACAUUUCUAAGAUGAAUGCAUCACAUCUUUCACUCUURAAAAUCAUCUUCAAUGGYACCCACAACAUAUCCACUGUGAGAAACAUAACUCAAGGUUCRAAAACCAUCCCGUCAGGACAAAUGGUAGAUCCCGAUGGGGGAGUGAACAUGCUUGGGGUGUUAAUUUUCUCGAUAGUUUUUGGCAUUGUUCUUGGAAGGACUGGAGACAGAGGGAUCCCACUCAAGGCAAUCUUUGAGUCAUUAAAUGAGGUCAUUAUUAGAAUGAUUGGCCUUGUUAUUUGGUUCUCACCAGUAGGCAUAUGUAGCCUUAUCUGUGUCAAGAUUGCUGGAAUGGCAGAUGUCAUGUCAUCCYUGACAUCAUUGGCCAUGUACAUGAUAACAGUCUUAACAGGUCUUGUAGUUCAUGCCUACAUAGUGUUACCUAUCAUCUUCGUUAUUGUAACAAGAAAAAACCCAUUCAGAUAUAUUCUUGGGAUAAGAGAUGCUCUUGUUGUGGCCUUUGGCACGGCAUCCAGUACUGCCACGUUGCCAGUUACAAUUUCAUGCUUAGAGGACCAUAACAAAGUAGAUUGUCGUAUCAGUAGAUUUAUUGUACCUCUUGGUGCUGCCAUCAACAUGGACGGCACAGCGUUAUACGAAGCUGUUGCUGCAGUAUUCAUUGCACAAGCAAAUGGCAUCGAACUAAGUAUAGUGCAACUGAUCAUCACGUGUUUCACAGCCACKGCAGCUUCUAUUGGGGCUGCUGGGAUACCUCAGGCAGGCAUGGUCACAAUGGUAGUCGUUCUUCAGGCUGUUAAUCUUCCUAUUGUCGACAUUGGCCUUGUACUGACCAUUGAUUGGUUCAUAGACCGCAUUCGAACAACGGUCAACGUACUUGGUGACUCUUUGGGCGCGGGAAUCGUAGAGCACCUAUCACGUGACGACCUCAUGAACAUGGACUUCAUAGCACGUGAAGAGAUCGAACCGCUGACCAUGACUGACGACAAAUUUAACCCACGUGACACCGGUAAAAGAACUGCCUCGGACUCUUCAAUAAGAGAAACGAACUUUUAGUUUUGGUAUAAUUUAUUUUAUUGUAAAUUGUUGAUGUAUAAUUAUGUAUUUAGCUAUUUCAAAAACAGUUGCUGGGAAAAAUACGGCUUCGAUUUUUCUCACUUCGUCAGUUGCCAGAUAUAGAUGCUGUUAUACCUUUCGAGAUUGCGCAGAAAAACUCCGAAGUGAAGAAAGCUUUGCUACCGUGUAAUACUAAAAAAAACUGAGGAGAAAUAAUUCUCCAGAGUGUUAGAUUGAGAUGUAUGUACGAAAACAUUGAUUUGAAGAUUAUGAGAUAUUUUUUUAGUGAUAAAWUUAUAAAUUUAUUAUUUUGAUUAGGGAAAUAAGUUGAAAACAUUUAAAGCAGUAGGCAGGUAUCGGAACUUUGAUUCCUUUUCCAUAUUUAAUUMUAAUAAAUAGUUAGGUUAUUUUUAAUGUUAUUUUUAUUUUCGCUAUUUUACUAUAUUUUCUAACUAACAUAUUGAGUAAAACUCGUACGCGUAAAUAUUUAUUUAUCUAAUGAGUUGUAUAAGCAAUGAAUAAAAUUGAAAAUAUGCUGCUGAUAA
Messenger RNA from Exaiptasia diaphana, 2570 nucleotides. Its product is annotated as excitatory amino acid transporter 3. Lineage: Eukaryota; Metazoa; Cnidaria; Anthozoa; Actiniaria; Aiptasiidae. The transcript has 8 exons. The record is from RefSeq and is a predicted model, not a curated record. Gene Ontology annotation, biological process: L-glutamate transmembrane transport. Gene Ontology annotation, molecular function: neutral L-amino acid transmembrane transporter activity; L-glutamate transmembrane transporter activity; glutamate:sodium symporter activity. Gene Ontology annotation, cellular component: plasma membrane. The coding region runs from base 280 to 2025 and encodes 581 amino acids.